ACUCAGGCUGUAACUCACUGAAGUGAUGAAAAGCCCAUUGAUUCAUUUGAGCGGGCGUAGUCAAGAGGGACGCAGCCACGUUAACGUCUUUCUUUUAUAACAGCGACUGGAACAAGCACGGCGCUAAAACAUACUUACUUUAAAAUCAACACAUAUAUUGACAAGAAACAUUAUGAUCAACACAGAAGCAAGUGCUGCACUUCUGGAUUCAGCAUGUGUGCUCAAUUGGGUCAGGCAGGGGGCUCCAGGGCCUCUGUGGUGCUCCUGAUACCCCUCGACCACAGAGGACGAUCACAUCUGGACAAGGGACAGGGAAGGAGGAGACUCAAGAUGUAGUCCUUUACAAGGGUGGGAAGUUAACUGUGAAACAGGUGACCUCACUGGACAGCAGAUCAUCUAUUCUGCACUUUCAGUAUCAGCUAAACAAUCAAUUGUCAUGGAGCAUGCGGUCUGUACUCUCUGGCCACAGCCUUUUUGUUGGUAUACCAGAUGGAGAACUCCUUAAAGGCACCAAAGAAGGACUCACCAGUGUCUUGGAGUUUGCAGAAGAGAAACUGAAGAUCAAUCACAUCUUUGUGUUGUUUGUGAAGAGAAGGCCAGACGCAUUCCUCCUUACAAGAACAUUCUUCUGUUUGGGAUUUGAGCUUGUGAAACCAGAUCAUCUAUUAGCAUCCAUGGCAGGAGAUUUGCGUCUUAUGGUCUACACAAUACAACAAAUUCACUCCUCAGAAGAAUAACACACAUUUCUAUAGACUGUUGUAAAGUACACUUAAAAUAAAACUGGCCAAACAGUGUCUUUAUUGUGCCAAACUAACCUGCCACUAGAAACAUUCAGGGUACAGCCAUUUAGUAAUAAAAAAACGGAGUCAAAUUAUAGGUUAAUUAAUUUAAUUAGAACAUCACACCCAUAAAAACUGUCCAUUUAAAACCAUAUUUUUAUUUAUGUAUGAAUUAUUUUAUAGCAAUAUAAUUGGGUUGUUUAUGUGGUAUACUGUGGUAUAUUUCAAAAUGUCCUGUCCAGCUACUAAAAUUAACAGUCCAACAUGACAAGUGAUAGCUGACAGCAACACAAGACAUAUACCAAAAUAAAUAAAGAAACAUACUGUAUGGUCUCCCAUGUUCACUGGAUAUGUAAUAGAAAGAGCUGCUAGUGGUUUCUUUAAGGUGUUUGUAAUGUUACUGUUGAUAUAACAACAGGAACAAACUGCGGAAAAGAUCCUCAUAUGACAGACUUUUUGGAGCAACAAUGAACUGCACUUACCUCUAGAAAAUAUAGAAAUAUAAAGUUAAAUGAACACAAUAUUAUUAUUUGAUCUUAAGCUCAGGCUUUGGAUAAGUUUGUAAUUAGGCUUUAAUAAUGAUUUAGAACAAGUUUUAACAUUAUCUGUACGACAUCUGACGAAAUAUGUUACACAUUUGAAAGAAAGUGCCAUGCUUUAAACUUUCUUGCUUUUGAGGUCAUUUUAUCCUCGUUUCUGGUAACAGCUUUAAUUGUGUAUUAUAUGCUAAACAUUCAAUUAGCAAUUUUGGUAAGCUAAGAUUCAAUCAUAAAAAUUUAAUAAAUAACGCACGAAACGCGCCCGAUAAACUUUGACCUUUGAAGUUAUGUCAGAUCAGAGAGCUGUGAUUGGUCAGUUCACCAAGGGGACGCUGGUUGCGUCAUCACCAUCGCUACGAUUCGCUACCCCAAUGAACAGUAGUAGCUAGCUAAUGCUACCAUACUAUUCUUUACUGGACACACACCAAUGUCAUCAUGAAUAUGCAGUAAAACUGAAACAUCUCUGCUGCACGGGAGCCCUUGGAUUGAUGCGGGGCACUGCAGGUGGGAAGCAUGCAGCAGAAGCGGAACAUUCAGAUCAUAGAAUGGGAGGACUUGGACAAACGCAAGUUCUACUCAUUUGGGUUAUUCAUGACCAUGGCCAUCCGUGCCACAGUCUACCCGGCCACACUCAUCCGCACCAGACUGCAGGUUCAGAAAGGGAAAUCUCUCUACACUGGGACCUACGAUGCCUUCUGUAAGAUUCUCAGAUCUGAAGGUUUGAGAGGACUCUACAGAGGCUUCAUGGUGAACACGUUCACGCUUAUAUCAGGCCAGGCGUACAUAACCACUUACGAACUGGUAAGGAAGUACGUCUCCAACUAUUCUAAAGACAAUACGCUAAAGUCAUUAGUUGCAGGAGGGUCAGCGUCACUGGUGGCCCAGAGCAUUACUGUUCCCAUAGAUGUAAUAUCACAGCAACUCAUGAUGCAGGGCCAAGGGGAGCAUCUCACCCGCUUUAAAGUUAAACCCAAAUCAUCAGGAGCAAAACCCUCAAUAUCUUUUGGCCAGACGAGAGACAUUAUCGCACAGAUAUUUGCUGCAGAUGGCAUCCGUGGGUUCUAUCGCGGUUAUGUGGCGUCCCUCCUGACCUACAUCCCUAAUAGUGCGGUGUGGUGGCCAUUUUACCACUUUUAUGCAGAACAGUUGUCUAAGAUGGCUCCCAGUGACUGCCCUCAUCUACUACUGCAGGCUAUGGCUGGACCUCUAGCAGCUGCUACUGCUUCCACUGUCACCAACCCUAUGGAUGUCGUGAGGGCCAGGGUUCAGGUGGAAGGACAGACGUCAGUCAUUGAGACAUUUAACCAGUUGAUCAGAGAGGAAGGAUUCUGGGGGAUGACCAAGGGCCUUUCUGCUCGCAUCAUCUCCUCCACGCCAACGGCAAUAGUCAUGGUGGUUGGUUAUGAAACUCUUAAAAAACUCAGUCUACGACCAGAGCUGGUUGACUCCCGGCACUGGUAAAGAAAAAAACCUCCAUUUGACCCUUUCACUCCAUAUUAUUUUAGCCUUUAAAAUGUCCUUCCUUUUUAUGAUUCAGUGUGACAUGGAAGAUUUAUUUUUUGGUGGUCAUGAAAAUAAUGUUUUAGCUAAUGUAACAGUCGGCUUUUAAAGCGGCAACGAGUAACUUUUUGACCUUAAAAUAAUGUCUCUAAAAUUAUUUUAGUGGUAGGACAACUUUUAACUGGACGAAUUUUACUGUGGUUACUACCCAAGCAGCCUCCUAUCGGCUGAAAUUGCACUUGUAACUUUGGUGUUCGGGCCGGUACAAGCCCCGCCUAUCCCCUGCUUUACGGCAUACGUCACGUUUUAGUCGUAGCCUGGGAGAAGUUGGCCAACAGCAGAGCUAACAGUAAGAUAAAACUAUCCAAAACAUCACCAUGGCAGAGCCAGCCAAAAAACCAAAGAGGGUUUUGUCGGAGGAAGCAAUGAAAAGAAAGCGAGAGAGUGAUCGGACACGAGGCCGGUCACGAAUCAAUAUCGGACAGGCUUACACUCGGUGGCGCGAGCAGCAACAGUAAGCAAAAGUUACUCGUUGCCGCACUUUAUUCAGUAGGAAACACUGCUCAGGUUUUCAAGUAAAAGUGUAACAGCACAAUUAUUUUUCUGACACUUUAAAAUUAUGUGAUUGAAAAGAUUGAAUGUUUAAGAGUAUUUUGUGUAUAAUUUAUUCAGAAUCAUUGUUUAAGCAGUAUUUUAAAUGUCUUAAUUGUGUCACUGUGUUAUUUUUUUAAAAUACAGAUACAGAACAUUAUUUUUAAAUAGAUUUCAUAAAUAACAUGCAGUUGUCCCCACAAUGUUCUUUUGUCAUGAGUCAUAAUAGUACAGUAAAUCAAAAUCCACAAGGUGUUGUGUACAAGAAAUUCUCAUGUGCAUCAUAUUGUUCCCUGUAUGUGCUUCUCGUUCUGCUGUGGGGUGUUGAUAUGUUUAGAGUUGCCAAAGCUAAGCAGAUAUUCAAGAAGAUUGGUGCAUUUGUUGUUUAAUGAUUCAAAUUCACUCUAAAUAUACCAAGUUGUAUAAAGUAGGUGUCCUUGAGUUUGAUUUUUAAGGUUUUAAGAGACAAUGUGAAAGGAAAAUUGAGUGAGUGCAAACAAAAUUCAGAUGUUCCUUACAUGUUUUGCUUUUGUAAAACUGAAAGCGUUUUAACCCCAUAGAUGAUGCAUUGAAAAAGCAAGCCUAUCCAGUCUGUCCUGAUGUGAAGGAUAUGUACAGGCUUGGCACAUAGAUUUUGUGCUGUGUUAUCUAUUUGUUUACCACUAGGGGGCAGGCACUUACAAAGGGUUGCCAGACGCCGUACACUAGUUUGGAAAACCCUGUGUUCCUGAAUUUACGGAUAUUUCAUUUUGUUUAAUUUUAGCCAGUCCAGGGCCACUUUAGAAUGACAAUACCACACCAGUAAACUAGUAAAAUGUAAUCAGUGUUUAGCUUUGAGUAAAUUAGACUGUACUAGAUUAUCUGUAUGGUCUGUGUGGUUUCUGGACAGUAACCACAACUAGCACUUUAUAAUGCAGAAAAAGAAAGUAUACUCCUUUUAAGCAGUUUACCUUGUUGAUACUAAGUAGUUCUGCUGUAAUAAAACGAUUUUUGAUAUCCUUUUUACCAAUGUCAAGCUGCGUGGGAGAGUGUGUACUGUGCAGUAUUAUAUUUGCAGAGAUCACAAUUGGCUGUAAAUCCACAAUAAAGUCAGGCAAGAGCAUGAUUCACUUUGGUAUGUUAUAAUGUCUUUAAACUUGAAGAAAUCAGAGAUGAACCAACCUGACUGUGUAUGAGAAGGGAAAUUUCAUUAGUUCAAUUUCAGGGCAAGUGCACUGCCCCCUACAGUGUGUUUGUCUUUGGGCUGUACAGUUUCUUUCUUCCCUGAUUUAAUGAUUAGUGCCACAGCAGUGCUUCUGUAAAGCCUGGGGUCGGUGAUGAAACACAUGUUUCACUGUAGCUAUAUUUAUGUGACUGUUGCUUGAAAUCAAACUCAGGGGAAGGGAGGAUAUUACAUGAUCAGACGCUUACAUUUUCAAGUUGAAAUCUCAAUGAUGUAUGAUUGCAUCAAUAAAACAUGAGUACUUCUGUGGAAAGAUUUAAAAAGUUGAUGAAUCGGCUCCAGUGUAAGCUGAUCUAAAUGAAAAAAAAAA
This is a messenger RNA of Triplophysa rosa, 4941 nucleotides long. It is a transcript of the gene slc25a44b, whose product is annotated as solute carrier family 25 member 44b. The record is from RefSeq and is a predicted model, not a curated record. Lineage: Eukaryota; Metazoa; Chordata; Actinopteri; Cypriniformes; Nemacheilidae. Bases 1832 to 2779 code for a protein of 315 amino acids. Gene Ontology annotation, cellular component: mitochondrion. The transcript is spliced from 8 exons. Gene Ontology annotation, biological process: branched-chain amino acid catabolic process. Gene Ontology annotation, molecular function: branched-chain amino acid transmembrane transporter activity.